Messenger RNA from Chaetomium strumarium, 1733 nucleotides. RefSeq lists its product as uncharacterized. Lineage: Eukaryota; Fungi; Ascomycota; Sordariomycetes; Sordariales; Chaetomiaceae. Gene Ontology annotation, molecular function: 2-oxoglutarate-dependent dioxygenase activity. The coding region runs from base 298 to 1386 and encodes 362 amino acids. The transcript has a single exon. The record is from RefSeq and is a predicted model, not a curated record.
CCGAAAGGGACGCGGCACCCCCUCCCUGAUGUCCCCUGCGACCAGACGUGAAGUGCGGGGAAAUGCUCUCAAUAUCUAACAGGGUGCCAUAUUAUCCUGAUUAGCUUGGCCCUCGAUCUCACUACUGUGUAAGUGCCGGCUUUCCGAACAUCGGCGAUACUAGUAGUACUGGACGAGCGUGUAAGUCAGGGCCUGCGUAUGUACCGGUACUAUUUAGACGUGCUCGAGCGAGCUUCUUAGUCCCGUCAGACAUUCUUCCUCCACCACCAAAGAGUAUUAUCCCCCUUAGCAUUCAUCAUGGUUGUAUCCCUCGAGAACCCCGAGACGGUCGAGUGGCAGGGCCGGCAGGUGCCCGUCUGGCCGAUGCGGACCAUCGACUACAGCCUGUUGCUCUCGCAGGACCCGGGCGAGGUGCAGAAGGUGCUGGACGCCUGCCUCGAGGAGGGUUACUUCCAGCUGGACCUCAACAGCAUCGACGGCCGGCGCAUGCUCGAGGACCGCGAGGCGCUGCUCCAGCUGAUGCACCGCUUCUUCGCCGCCCCGCUCGAGGCGAAGAACGAGUACGGCCUGAUCGACUCGCACCUGGGCUACGAGCCGGUCGGCAACCGCACGGGCGCCUUCGGGCCAGGCACCAAGGACGGCUACGAGAUGCUCAAGGUGUCGCGCGACGAGAUCCAGCAGGGCAGCCCGCGCGUGCCGUCGCCGAUCAAGGGCAGCGCCGAGCUGCGCACGCUCGAGCACGCCAUCGCCAGCUGCAACACCAUCACCAAGGUGAUCCUGUCGGCGCUGUCGACGGGCAUGGCGCUCCAGGGCGCCGCUCGCUUCGAGAACGCGCACCGCAACGACCGGCCCUCGACCACGACGCUCUCCAUGAUGCACUACCUCCCCGCCGAGGUCACGGGCCAGCACCGCAUCGGGCACCAGAAGCACACCGACAUCAGCUCGCUGACGCUGCUCUUCAGCGACCAGUGGGGCCUGCAGAUCCGGCCGCCGGGCGAGUGCGGCGCGCGCGAGAUGGGCUUCGUGGCGCCCAAGCCGGGCUGCGCGUUCGUGCACGUGGGCGACUCGCUGCGCUUCGCGAGCGGCAUGCGCUUCCAGUCGUGCAUUCACCGCGUCGUGCCCUUCGACCCGGCCGAGCACCGCUACUCGAUCGCCUACUUCCUGCGCGCCGAGGACGACACCAUGUUCCGGGACUCGGAGGGCCGCUGGGUGACGGCCAAGGAGUGGCACGACGAGAAGUUCAAAGCCUUCACCGACCCGCCCGUGUGGCAGGCCAUGGCCCCCAAGUCCAUGAUCCUCGGCGGCAUGAAGGAGGACGGCGCCGACGACCCCGAGCCCGUCCCCGCCGCGGCUUUUGCCAACAAGGAGACGGCCGUCUCGGCGUGAGGAAAAAAAAAACUGUUCGGAUGUUGUUGUGCUUGCUUUUCUCUCUUUCUCUCUCCUUCUCCUUUGCAGUCAGUUGGUGGGUAGCGACGGGUAACACCGUUGGGACAACAUCAGAAACUUCGAAAGCGAAUGUAGCGACUAGUAGUAGUACCCUGUGUUCUGCAGCAGACAUUUCACGCUUCUCUCAUAUCCCCCCAAAGGUAGUAUGUACAUACAUACAUACACACAAAACGCAAAAAAAGGGGUCAUGCAGUCCGCAUGAAACCACGCUCGUUUCUAUCGUGCCAACAACAAGAGUACAGUGUUCCUCCCAGCAGGGUAUGAAAACGCAUCCUUAACGUGCUCCC